Messenger RNA from Bipolaris victoriae FI3, 1854 nucleotides. RefSeq lists its product as hypothetical. Gene Ontology annotation, molecular function: protein binding. The record is from RefSeq and is a predicted model, not a curated record. The transcript has 2 exons. The coding region runs from base 1 to 1854 and encodes 617 amino acids. Lineage: Eukaryota; Fungi; Ascomycota; Dothideomycetes; Pleosporales; Pleosporaceae.
AUGCUCUCAAUCUUUCUGACAGAGGAUCUUGAACAAGAACUAUCAAAAUACAACGCAGGACAACUCGUCUACUAUUUCUGCAUUCACAAAAAGCGGGACAAGGGCACAGAUCUAUUAAGAAGCCUUUUGUAUCAAAUCAUAGACAAACGGCCAGAGCUUGCUAAACACGCUUUCACAUACCUCGAGAUGCCUGAGCGAAGAGCUCAUACUUUGUCAUCCUUGCCAUCCCUUUGGAUCAUCCUUCAAAAUAUCAUUGCUGACGCGACACUGGGCGAUCUGUUUUGCAUAGUGGAUGGGCUUGAUGAGUGUGAUGAGGACACGCGAAGAUUUCUUAUCCCGAGAUUCGUCGACCAGCUUGAACCUCAAUCCUCGCCAAAUCAGCCUGAGAGUCUUUUUAGGAUCAUCAUCGUAAGCCGGGACCUAGAGGGGCUAGAGGGUUGUGAAAAAAUCGAUCUUGACGAAGACCAUGCUAGCAAUGAUGGUGGUGAUAUCGAACUCUUUGUUUGCGAAAAAGUGAAAGAGCUUUUCCAGAGGAAGAAAUUAGACGUUGUUUUCCAGCCAACAGUACGGGAAGCCCUGAUUUCGGGAGCUAAUGGCACGUUUCUAUGGGUAGGCUUUGUCAUCAACGAGCUACUGAAGGUGCGUACAUGGAGCCAGGUAUGCAAGCAGUUGAAGUCACUACCGGGCGAUUUGAGUAACAUUUAUGAUCGUAUGUUACUUGGAAUUCCUUCCGAAAACCGAGAGACAUCAUCACUGAUAUUACAAUGGGUCUGCCUUGCCCAACGCCCCCUGAAAGUUGCAGAGCUGGCUCAAGCAGUUGGUCUGAAACCAGCUCCCCAGAUUAUCUGUUCCAAAGGCAUCGAACCCUUACCUAGAUCUGUUCUUCUUAGGCAGACAACCAUGGACGAGAUAUCCCUGUGUGGUCAAAUGCUUAAAGUUGAGCAUGAAGAGGUUACACUCGUCCAUCAAUCAGCAAGGGACUAUCUAUUGCGCUGUGAUACAGAUAGUAACGACAUUUUGGAGUUUUUUCGGGUUCGACAGAAAGAAACACGUCGUAUGAUCGCCCGCAUAUGUUUCGACAUUAUUGCGCAAAAUGCUGAUCAUCGCAUUACAAUGUGGGAGUUGUGCCUACGUGAAUCAGAGGAUUUACCACUCCUUGAAUAUGCGACUUCUCAUUGGGAAAAGCAUAUCCAACACUGUCCUGACGUUGAAAACAAGCUAUUCAGCGACUUGGACGAUUUUUUCCAGCCCGAUUCCACACUACGUGCCAAGUGCGGUCUCUUCAAAAACGUACGGUUGCUUAUCGAGAUGGGAGCUAAUAUGUGGGUCAAGGAUGAUAGUGGCGGUACAUUGCUCCAUGCGGCGGUUGAUUCAGGAAGUGAAGCAAUGGUUCGACUUUUUCUGCAUAAGGGACUGGACUUCCAAGCGAAAAACAAUGCCCGGGGAACGCUCUUGCAUCAACUCGCUUGGAGAAUCGCUCCAGAAAAUGGCAUAGGGAUCUUCAGGCUGUUGAUAUCCUUAGGAGUAGAUAUCAACGAAAAGAAUCAUGAAGGUUCAACAGCUCUGCAUAUAGGAGCGAAAGGGAACUACCCUGAGAUAGUGCAGCCCUUAAUCGAGAACGGAGCCAAUCUGGAAGCGAGGAACAUAUCGGGCAAGACAUCAUUGCAUUUUGCUGUUCUUGCGCGCAGCCAGAGCUUGAUGAUACGUGAUCAUACAAAAACCAUCGGAGCAUUGAUCCAGGGCGGUGCUGAUGUCAGCGCUCGAGACAAUCAAGGGUAUACACCGCUAGACUAUGCAGAUUCACUGUAUAGGGAAGAAUUGGAAACAUGGAUAAAGGACAGGGUGCUCAAUUAA